AUUCUGUGUUUAUGGUUGCAAAUUGUGUGCACGUCAAGAAACAAAUGUCACUGUCAUUGCCAAAUUUUUGCAACAUGUGAGUCCAAAAAGGAUGCGGUUUUACAAAUUUCAUUAUAUUUUACUAACCAUGAGCAUUGCUACUGUAAAAUAUAUACAAUUUUGUAUGAAAAUAAUGGAUUUAAAAUAGUCAGUGCUACAAUAUGUUCACUAAAAGUUAUAAAUCAAAGUAUACAGCUGUUUUAAACCCUGAUGAGUCUGAAAAUCCAGAUAUAGAACCAAUGAAACGAAAAAUAUUCACGUUAGGCUGCCUUUGGUCAUCCUUAUUUACUGGUGUUUUAAUCGGAACAUAUUAUAUACCCUCGAUAGGUUUAACUUUCUAUCAAAGAUGGUUAUAUCAGAAUUUUCGAUUUCCAUUGAUAACUGUUUUGGUUCACAUGAUCGUAAAAUAUAUUCUGGCUAUGUUAAUUCGAAUUAUCCUUGCAAAGAGGCAAGGCAAGGAACGGGUUCUUGUGGGAUGGAAAGAUUAUGUACUAGCUGUUGCACCAACUGGAGUAUUUAGCGGCAUCGAUAUAAGUUUUUCUAACUGGGGUUUGGAACUUGUAAAUGUGUCUUUGUACACUAUGACCAAGUCUACAACAAUAGUAUUUAUACUGUUCUUUUCCAUACUAUUUAAAUUGGAAAAAAAGUCGUGGAGCCUGUCUGGAAUCGUGAUGAUGAUAACACUGGGUUUGGUUCUAUUUACAUAUAAGUCGACCCAAUUUAAUUUUCUCGGAUUUAUUUUGUUACUUCUGGCUUCCGCUUCGAGCGGAUUACGGUGGACCUGUGUUCAACUUUUACUACAAAAAUCUAAAAUGGGAAUGAGAAAUCCAGUAGAUAUGAUAUAUCAUAUGCAGCCAUGGAUGAUUGCCUCCGUUUUACCAUUCGCAAUAUGGAUGGAGGGACCCGAUGCAAUAAGGAAUUGCCAGCUUUUUGGUUUUACAGAUUUUUCAUUAUUCUUUAACUUAAGUUGUAAAAUUUUAUUGGGAGCUUUUAUAGCAUUCUUCAUGGAAUUCAGUGAAGUUAUGUUAGUAACUUACACGUCUAGUUUAACUUUGGCAAUAGCUGGAAUAUUUAAGGAAGUGUUUCAACUAGUCUUAGCUGUAGAAUGGAACGGGGACGUAAUGUCUCCGCUCAACGUUAUAGGCCUUUUUGUGUGUAUCUGUGGCAUAUCGUGCCACGUUGUCCAUAAAAUUAAAACCCAACCGAUAAGACUGCCUGGACGUUCGUACGAUAAUGAUUCAGAACGGAAAGAGUUAGAAGAAUACUUAAUGGACGAUGACUUACCUUACGAUGUAAAUAGUGAUAGUGAUGAUGGGGAGAAGAGCGAUACACAAGUUUUAUUUGAUAUUUUAAAUAGACACGAAAGAUAAUAUACCACCGUCUAUUGCUGACCGUUUUGUUACGGCACCAUGAAUAUAGUUUUAUUUAACGAAUUCUAUUUUUGUGCACUUUGAAUAAUGUCAGUGUGAAUGCUGUUAUUGAAUGUCGCAAGUAAGUUUUUAAGUUUUUACAUUCCAGUUUUAAAAGUGUACCUCUCGUACUUAACUGUAAAUUGUAAGAAAUUGAUGUUUGCAGGAAAUUUCUACUUUUAUAAACUUAAAAAGUAGUGUUUUACUUAAUAUUGUGAUGUUUUUCCUGAUUCUGUUUAUUUGUUGGUAUCGAUUGUUUUAAAGUAUUUGUAAAGUAAUAAAUGUAUAUAUAUUUA
Molecule: messenger RNA, 1744 nt
Organism: Anoplophora glabripennis (Asian longhorned beetle)
Lineage: Eukaryota; Metazoa; Arthropoda; Insecta; Coleoptera; Cerambycidae
Product: solute carrier family 35 member C2
Exons: 6
Coding region: 201-1409 (402 amino acids)
Biological process (GO): UDP-glucose transmembrane transport
Cellular component (GO): endoplasmic reticulum-Golgi intermediate compartment; Golgi apparatus; cis-Golgi network
Molecular function (GO): antiporter activity
Source: RefSeq, a predicted model, not a curated record